GCCGGCGCGGCAGAGGAGUCACCGUUGGAAUGAUAUAAAAAAGAGAUUGCUUGCAGUGUACUGGCCAACGAAGUCGCGACAUGACUCCUGCCAUAGCAAUCAUUGGAGCUGGCCCAAGCGGUCUUCUUCUUGCCCGCCUUCUUCAGCACCUCGGCAACAUACCGUCCACCAUCUUCGAACUCGACCUCUCUUCCUCUGCUCGCGGUCAAGGCGGCACUCUCGACAUCCACGAAGGAACCGGCCAACGCGCCCUGAAAGCCGCUGGUCUCCUUUCAGAAUUCCAAAAAUAUAUGCGCCCAGAAGGCGAUUACCUCCGUCUGGUGGACAAGACCGGUUUCAUACAUAUAGACGGAGAAACGCCCGGUGAAGGACGUCCUGAGAUCGAUAGAACUCAGUUGCGUCAACUUCUCAUUGAUUCUGUGCCAGCUACCACCAUCGAGUGGGGAUCCAAAAUCGCCAGCGUUCAGCCUACCCCAGACGGGCGUUUCAGAGUCACUUUGGCGGAUGGAUCAGAAGACCCACGCAGUUUCGACUUGGUGGUGGGAGCUGACGGUGCAUGGUCCCGCGUUCGCCCUCUGGUAACAGACGUUCUCCCCUUCUAUUCAGGAAUUAGCGGCGUGGAGGUCCGUUUCCGCGACGUCGACACGGCUCAUCCGGAGAUUUCCAAGCUGGUAGGACAAGGGAGCUACUUCUGCCUUAGCGACGAUAAGGCAUUCUUCGCACAGCGCCAGGGAGAUGGCAGUAUCCGCAACUAUGCCAUGCUCCGUACUCCAGAAAGCUGGAUAGAUGAAUGUGGUAUUGAUUUUUCAAACCCACAAGCAACUAAAGCCGCGCUGCUCGAGCGAUACUUCGAUGAUUGGAGUGAGGCCAACAAGGAUCUCUUUCGCCUGGCCGAUGAUGACCAUGUAAUUGCACGCAAGCUGGUCAUGCUCCCCGUGGAUCACUGGUGGACUUCACGACCAGGAGUAACGCUGAUGGGUGACGCGGCUCAUGUCAUGACACCGUUCGCCGGAGAAGGGGUGAACAAUGCCAUGGUAGAUGCACUGGAACUGGCAGAAAAGGUGGUUGCUGCGCUAAAAGACGGCUCGACGGGAACGACGGAGGAGAAUUUGGCGAAGGCGGUGAAGGAAUACGAGGAGGAUAUGUUCGCGAGGGUCCAAGUUGUAGCGCGUGAGACGUUACACAAUCUGGAUGUCUGUUUCUCUAAGAAUGCGCCUUUGGAAUUCAAGGAAAUGAUGGAAGGAUUCAAGGCUGGUGGUGGCGAUGUAUAAACGUUUUAUUUUCGCUUUUUUUUCUCUCUUGUAGUACUGCAAUCGUAGACAGGUAGGUUAAUAGUUGAAGUAGGGAACCAAGUGUAACAUUGACGCACCCAUGGGACAACAUGAAAGUAAAAAACAACUUAAGAUACCCAUCUUGAAGAGCUGCUACCGCAUUAUAGGCAGAAGCGAUGAUGACGGUGGCUGACGGUGGUG
Desarmillaria tabescens is the source of this 1472-nucleotide messenger RNA. Its product is annotated as oxidoreductase. Gene Ontology annotation, biological process: response to antibiotic. Bases 81 to 1271 code for a protein of 396 amino acids. The transcript has a single exon. NCBI's taxonomy places the organism in Eukaryota, Fungi, Basidiomycota, Agaricomycetes, Agaricales, Physalacriaceae. Gene Ontology annotation, molecular function: monooxygenase activity; FAD binding. The record is from RefSeq and is a predicted model, not a curated record.